AUGCUGCUGGAGAUGGCGGGAGAAGGCCCUGUAGGGGGCAGGCGAGGGGCCUACAGUCCGAAGACAUUGCUAUCGGCACUCCAGAGGGUCCACCCGUCCUUCAGGGGCUACUACCAGCACGAUGCGCACGAGAUGUUUAUGCGCCUGGUGGGUACUCUCGAGGACGAGGAAGACUCCUUCAUCAAAAAGCGCCGGCAAGAGGAGAGGGAAGCGGAGGAGGAGGAGGACGAGGAGGAGGAGGAAGAGGAGAAGGAUAAGGGGUGUACGGGAGGGGACAACAACGGCGGAGGCAACCCUAGGCAUGGAAUCGAGCACACGAAUGGCAGCGAGGGCGGCGGGGGCGACUCUAUCGGGCAGGCCAAUGCGGAUAACACUGUGGCAGAUCCAGCAGCGUGUCAGUCGCCAGGGCCGCCGACCGAAGGAGUUUUGGCCCGCGACAGCGGCAAUGGGGGGGCCGUAGUACCGUACGCUGCCGAGUGGAGUGCGGAUGGUGCUAGCGGGGAGGAGAAAGUGGAGGUGGCGAAACUGGGCGCUCAAGAUGAAGGGCCUGCGGCCGUGUCUGCGGAAAGCUUGAAGGAGCAUGGUGCACCGGUUGACGCGGCUUUGCCUGAAGCGGGCUCCGCAGUCGCGGCCGAGAAUGGAGAAAGUUACCCAAACAGCGAAGGAAAGGGUUUGGCCGACGAUGAUACAGCUGAAGACCCUUCCUCCUCUGUGUGGACGAACCCAGGUUCUGAUGACGGAGGGACGGACGAAGCCUGCGUGGGGAACGGCGAGGCCACCGGGAAAAGAUCUGACCAUGGCGCGGGAGCAGGGGCGACGCGAGCCGAAAGUGCUACUCCUACCCGUGAAGAUGACAGCAGAACUGGGCCAGUGCCAGACGAAGACGGGGUGGACGAUUCCGAGGGUUUUCAGCUGUCUGCCAAGCAGAAAAGGAAGGUCGCUCGACAGGAGCGCGAAAAGCGGCGGUUGAUGGAAGCUGAGGCGAAAGCGAGGGAAGGCACCGGUGGUGACGCUGCGGAUGGCACAGGGCAAGGGGGUGGUGACGACACUGCAGAAGCGGUGGUGGACAAACCCGCACAUGAGACGCCGCAGGACGAACGAGAGGAAGCCUCAGAGCCUAGCGGAACUGACCUGGGCGACGAAGGAGAAGACGGGGCGUCGGAGGCUCUUUUGCCGGGUUUCCAGCUCUCGGCCAAGGAGCAAAAGAAGAUUGCUCGCCAAGAGAAAAUUGGGAGGCAGCGUUUGACGGAAGCUGAGGCAAAGGCGUGCUCGGAGGAGGAGCGAAGAAGCGCCUCUCAGACCCCGCGGCACGAAGAGGGCGAGACCGCUGAUGGGGGCGGAGAGGUUGUCGAUGCGAUCGCUUCGACUGCGGCGGGCUCCGACGAGGGGUCGCCUGCGGAUGGGACCGAUGUAGAGGCUGUGGUGACUGCAGAAAAGCCGAGAGGCCAAGAGGAAGAGUUUCAAGAGGCGGCGGUGGUAUUGGAUGGGACACACACAAGUGGCAGCGAUAUCGGAGACGGUGAUGGCAGCGCAGGAAACACUGGUCUCGCUUCGAUGACGCCGAAACCGACGGACUCGGCCGUCCCUGGUGCGGAAAGCUUGGGGUCCUCGGGUCACGAGAGUCGGAACGGUGACACUUCCAUACCCCAUUCGACAAGUCGAGCCGCGGGUGUUUGCGAGCGAGUUGAUUGCAACGGGGGAAGCGUUGACGCCGGCUCGCCGCCGCCGCCGCCGACGGCUCGUGAAGACUCUUUGGCCGGAAUCGCUAGCGGCGGACAGGUUGGGCAAGGGACGGGAGCAGUAGCUGGGACCGUUAGCAAUGGGCAAGAGCAACAAGCGGCGGAGAUGGGGCUUCGAGAUCGAUUCGAAGCGGACGGAAACCUGGACGGUGCGGGAACUUUCAGCUCGUCAAGCAGCCUUGGCGGUUGCACAACCGGCGACACACAAGGAAGCACCGACGUUUGCGAGGACGGCCGGAGCGCCUUUGGCAGCGAGUGCAGCGAAGGAAACGGCAAUGACAAGAAGUACGAGGAGAGCGCGGCGGCUCCUACCAACGGAUUGUCGAAGUGUCUCGAUGGCCCGGAGGUGUUUGAGUCGGAGGCAGAGAGGGAACGUCAGCGUUCACACUCGCGGGCUCCAGACUCGACAACGGCUUGUCUCGAGGGGGGCGACGGGUCGGUAGAGGGAAAGGCAGUUGGUGUGGAACGCGACCGGGAGUCGCAGUCAGCAGGCGGCGGUGCUGCUGCGGACGAGAACGGCGGAGACAAGCACGCGGACAGCAGCCACGCCAACGGAGACCGUUGUGGAGGCGAGGAAGAAGCCAGCAGCGUCGCUGUCUCUCCUGCCACCGCAUCACCCCCCGGUGCCGCCGCCGCCGCGGUCCCGCGGAAUCCUCUCGACCGCCUUCAGGAACCGUCGGCACGAAAGAAGCUAGAAAGGAGACACGACCCCGACGGGAUUGAUCUCUACGGGUGCCUGGAUCACUUCAUGGCGGAGGAGAAAUUGGUCGCGGCGGACGGCAACGGUUACCACUGUGAGAGCUGCAGUUCUCGCGAAGAGGCGGCGGCGGCAGCGGCCGGCGGCGAGGGGGGCGUGAAGGCGAAGGAGGGAGCGACUAGGAGCCACCAGAACGCCCGCAAGCGUCUCCUGAUGCUCGGCCAGCCGCCAGGAGUGUUGGUGUGCCAUCUCAAGCGCCUUCAGGCGAAGAAGAAAAUCAUAAGGAGCGUCGAGUUCCCCAUCGAGCUGGACAUGACCCCGUACUUCUGGCUCGACCCCGAUGCACCGCUCUCUCCGACUCAAACACGGUACUGCCUGAGCGGCCUCGUUCAACACCGCGGCAGCCGACUCGGCGGACACUACAUCGCCUACGUCCGGGAUCGCGACGGCUGGAAGCACGCGAGCGACAGUGCCAUCAGAACGGCAACUCUCCCAGAAAUCAAGGCUUGCGAAGCGUACAUGCUUUUCUACGAGUGCUGCGACCUGAUCGAUCCGGUUGUGGCGGAUGCAGCUGAAGGUAGCGUUGGCAGCGUCAGCGAUGGUGGAGUCCACCAACUGGAUGGACGCGAGAGGAAAGCGGACGAAAACACGGGGGAACCUGGUGUAGAAGCUCUAGACAAGGCGAAGGCGGACGAAAAUGUGGAGGGAUCCGGUGUAGAAGUGCUAGACGGGGCGGACGAAAAAACCGAAGAGCCUAGUGUACACGUCCCUGAGAAGGCGGACGAACAGGCGGGGGAGCCUGGUGCAAAAGCGCUAGACGAGGUGGGCAAAAAGGCGGAGGAAUCUGGUAUGAAAGUGCUAGAAAAGGUGGGGGGAUCUGGUGUACAAACCCUAGACGAGGCGAACGAAGAUGCGAAGGAAGCCGGUGUAGAUGUGCUAGACGAGGUGGACAAAAAUGAGGGGGAACCUGGUGGACAAGCGCUCGACGAGUUGGAGGGCGAAACAGCGGUUGUUCCCGUAGGGCCGUGCAAGGGUCAGGAGGGAGGUGGGGUCACCGAACCUUCAGGAGAGGGGAAGGGGGAGCGAAAGGAUGAGAGUGUCACUUCUGUUGGUGCAGUAGACGAGAAGGGUGGAAGUUCCGGCGCCUCCGCUGGCGAGCAGGACCAAGAGCAAAACGCCGAGCCUGUGGCUAGUUCCGAGGGACGGGGUGAGGCAGAGGCGAGCGGGUACGUUCAAGUUUAGAGCAUUUUCCUCGCCGCCUUCACCGCAACAGUACCAUACCAGCGACAAGAUCUGCGGUGGGAGACUUGUCCGGAGUGACGGCUAUGGCAAGGGGUGCUGUCGUCGGUCGCUGGUGUGCAGCAGCAGCAGCAGCAGCAGAAGAUAGAUAGAUAGACUGCGCGAGGUGGCGACGAGAAAUUGGGAAGAUCUUCCCCCCGGAGUCUCUCUCCACCGCCACCCUUGAGCUCGAGAGUUUCGCUACGGAACGGAAGUGGAUCGAACGGCGCCGGCUUUUGGUGGAUUUAGGUUGCUUCGUGCAGUUAGCCGAGGUCGCGUGCUGGUUGUCGGCAGCAGAGGCUGUCUGUGGUACGUGCGACAUGGGUUAGCCUUGGCGCUGGGGGGCUUGAGUGCAGUGGGUGACAAAGGGC
Molecule: messenger RNA, 4085 nt
Organism: Ectocarpus siliculosus
Lineage: Eukaryota; Phaeophyceae; Ectocarpales; Ectocarpaceae
Source: the annotation of a GenBank genome assembly